Aspergillus sclerotioniger CBS 115572 is the source of this 1194-nucleotide messenger RNA. RefSeq names its product protein kinase. Lineage: Eukaryota; Fungi; Ascomycota; Eurotiomycetes; Eurotiales; Aspergillaceae. Gene Ontology annotation, biological process: spliceosomal complex assembly; protein phosphorylation; regulation of mRNA processing. Gene Ontology annotation, molecular function: ATP binding; protein kinase activity. The record is from RefSeq and is a predicted model, not a curated record. The transcript is spliced from 6 exons. Bases 1 to 1194 code for a protein of 397 amino acids.
AUGUCGCUAUCCAAACUCCGGUUCUGUUUAUCAAGUAUCCUUGGUUCAGCCCGACUAGCUCCCUUGAAGCCUGCAAAUCGGCGCCCAGUUCUCAAAGAACCAGAUUUGUAUGAACCCGGGGGCUUCCAUCGCGUUUCCCUGGGCGACAGCCUCGGCUCUGGGAAAUACACCGUGCUCAGGAAACUCGGCUAUGGACAGUAUUCUACCGUUUGGCUGGCUAAAGAUUCCCAACAGCAGCGAUAUGUCGCCCUCAAAUUGCUGAGGGCCGAUUGUUAUGGUGGCCCGCAUGAUAUUUUCGAACGGGAGAUCCUGUCCAAGGUCUCCCAGAUUUCUACGACUAGCACCAAUGAAGGCUGUCACCAUGUGUCUCCCCUUCUCGAUCAGUUUAGACAUACGGGUCCUAAUGGUAACCACGUGUGCCUUGUUUUUGAUGUAUUGGGGCACCACAUGCACUUCCCGACCGCCAACUUUGAAGAUGGGAGACUGCCUGUACAGUCAGUCAGAACCAUCGCUCGUCAGCUUCUGCUGGGGCUUGACUUCCUUCACAGGGAGUGUGGGGUUGUUCACACUGCACUGACAUGUCCGUUGGAGGCAUGCCUGAAACCGACCAACAUACUGCUGGAACUAGGCCAGCCGGAUAGUAUCAUCAAUCAGUAUCUGUCGGAAGUUCCUCCGCGGAUAGGCUAUGAAGGCGACGCGCCCGUGCCUCUUCGAGAAGUGAUAACGACUCCUCUGUUAUCCGAAAUGAAGGAACCCCGCAUCCAAAUAAUUGACUUUGGUGUAGCUUCUUGGAGGAAUAAACACCUAUCCGAGUUGAUUCAAUCACCAGCGCUGAGAGUCCCCGAAGUAACUAUUGGCGCCCCUUGGGACACGCAGGUUGAUAUAUGGAGUCUUGGCUGUCUUCUUGUGGAGUUUGUCCAGGGGUUUGUCCUUUUCUCUAGCACGGCGUCAAAGAACGGGACAUGGACAGCCGAGGAUGAUCAGCUGGCCAGAAUGAUGGAGAUUCUUGGGCCAUUUCCAUCCCACCUCGAGCGACUCAUCAACGGCACUACCAAGCCUUUCAUAAAACCAGCGGAUAUGUCGGAUGCUGAAGUGCCCGUCUUCAUCGAUUUCAUUCGAGGGAUGCUUCAAAUCGAUCCGCAGCUUCGGAAAUCGGCGGCAGAUCUGCUGGGACACGGAUGGUUAAAGUUGUAG